AUGGAAGCCCCCCAUCUCUUCCGCCACGCCUCCCGCCUCACCUCUCCCUCCACCACCACCGUCAACACCCGCAUCCCCCCCAUCGCCCGCCGCACCGCCACCACCACCACCACCACCACGUCCUCCUCAGGUGCCUCAACAAUAAUCCCCACACACAUCGUCCUCCUCUCGCGCAACAAACUCCAGCGCGAGACCGCCACCAAGAGCCCCGACCUCCGCCGCUGCCUCGCGCACCAGCGCCUCCUACACCGGUCCAUCGAAGCGGCCCAACAAGCCGUCCGCGCCCAGAUGGCCGCCUUCUCCCUCGAAGACGAGGACGCCAUCGACGAGGAGGAGGAAUUCGACGACCCCCGCUCCUACACCAGCUCGCCCAUCCAGACAGCCCCACCAGUCACCAUGAUCCGCGAACAGAUCACUGGGGCCGUUCGGGCGAUGGUCCGACGGCGCUCUGCCUCCGCCUCUGCCGCCGCCUCUACACCCACAUCCUCUUCCGCUGGCCCCGCUACCGCUACCGCGCAGAAACACAGCGCAGCCGGACUCAAGCGCGUAGCAUCACAACAGAACCUCCUGGCCGCCUGCAACAACAGCGGGGACGUGAAUCUGGUCAGCGAAGAGGGCCCUCGACAAGCGUCCGUUGCUGUUGCCAUUGGGGGCCCGGCGGUGCUGCGCAAGACCAAGCGAUAUACGUCGCGGAUUGUGUUUGGGCGGCGGCGGUGGCCGCUCUACGGGCAUGGGCAUGGGCAUGUGCCGCAGCAGCCUGCGCUGGUUAGCUGACACGCGCUGUGUCGGUGGUUGUUUACUUGUC
Messenger RNA from Aspergillus aculeatinus CBS 121060, 805 nucleotides. RefSeq lists its product as uncharacterized. Lineage: Eukaryota; Fungi; Ascomycota; Eurotiomycetes; Eurotiales; Aspergillaceae. The transcript has a single exon. The record is from RefSeq and is a predicted model, not a curated record. The coding region runs from base 1 to 774 and encodes 257 amino acids.